ACUCCACCUCUCCCUAAGUAAAAAGUCCUCCCUGGUCUGGUUGUGACUGCCCUUUCUGGCCUCUGUCCUUGCAGAUGUAUUGUAGUCUUUCAGUGGUAAACCACCUUCACCCAGGAUGGGCUGCAGACCCCCCGGCUUGCUGUUUCUGACUAGCCUGCUACACAUCUGGCAUUGUGCUGGAGGACAGGGGUCAUACACCAUAGAUACUGUUCGCCUCACAAUCGAACCCAGGAACGCAGUUCAGACCGGGACAGCAGUGAGGCUACGCUGCCAGGUCAGCGUCAGUCACAGCAACAUCCCUAACCUGAUACACAGUUUCCAGCUCACACGGGACGAUGUUCCUAUCUACACCAACAACGCCACGGAAGACACGGUCGAGUAUAAGAUCAACCCAGCCAGAGCUGCCGACUCUGGAAAUUAUGAAUGUCGAGUCUCAGUCAAGAACAAGGCCAAAGCCAGCAACAGCCAGAAACUGGAUGUGAAAGGCUUGCAGACCCCGACCCUGCAUUUGACUACUUCAUCGCCCUAUGAGAACGAGGAGUUUAAAGCCACCUGCAGUGCUCCAGAGGAGAAAGGACCCCUUAUUUUCCAGUUUUACCAGAGCUUUAAGACCGGAUCCCCUGAGGUCAUAAAGCAGUUGUCACAGGGGGGCAACUCAUCAACGGCUACACUGAGACUGAGUCACAUCGGAAACUGUAUCCUCUACUGUGACUAUGAAAUCCGCUUGGUUUCCGGGAACCAAAAGUCUAACAGUAGCAAAAAGGUUGAACUCAUAGUCAAAGCACUCCACAUCGCCCCCAUCAUAAAUAUACUUCCCUCCAAUAGUCUCUCUGAGGGUGAUAUAAUUGAAGUGGUCUGCAGAGUUGUCAAUCCUCCGAGCAACACUGAAGUGUUCUUGACAAAAGACAAAGUGAUCCUCAAGCAGGUCAGAGCUGCAGCCCUGAGUCAUAAAUUCACUGUACGAGAGGAUGACUCUGGAGAGCUUGUGUGCAAAGCAGAGUGGGGCAGCGUGCAGAAAGAAACCUCGCGAAGAAUCACAGUCAGAUCGCUGUUUUCAAAGCCACAGCUGACUGUGGAGCCCACAGACAUAGUUGAAGGAGACCACUUCAAAUUGACCUGCUCUGUUAGCAUUCUUGAUUCCAGUAAGAUCAACAAUGAAACCAUGCAGUACUCCAUCUUCAAAGAUAAGACUGAAGUCGCAAAUACUGCCACGUAUAUGACUGUGGCACAACUUUCUGCAAGUGGCAACUACACCUGUAAUGCCACGUCUGAUUCUCUGACACGCACUAUUGUGAAGGAGAGCCAAAAACAUUUCGUCAAGGUCAAAGUUCCUGUUUCAGAGCCUGUGCUGUCUGUGGUGGGAGGUACGCUGUUUCUGGGAAAGCCCUUCCAGUUGAGUUGUUACAGUCAGAGAGGCACUCUGCCCAUCAAGUACACCCUGUAUCAACCUAGUAAACCAACCGACAUAAAAGUUGUGAGCAAGCGCGGUGAAAAGGCUAUCUUCAACCUCACAUCCAUCACCCAAAUAUCGGACAUAAAAAACAUUCUUUGCCAUGCAAACAACAGUCAACUAAAGCCUCCCACGGUGGGAACAGGAGAGCAACUACUAAAAUCGUCCGACAUCAUAGAACCUGUGUCAAAACCACACUUGACCACUGAGCCCAGGAUGGAGGACAUCUCUGAGGGUUACAACAUGACUCUUGUCUGUUCUGUUCAGAGAGGUAGUUUUCCCAUUAACUUUACCUGGUACAGUCUGGGAAAAGGUUUCCUUGAUUCUAAGACCUCCAGGAAACUGAAAGAAUCUCACAGCAUCAGCAAUGUCAAAGGAGAUCAUGCUGGAGGAUACUUCUGUGAGUGCACAAACCCAGCUGCAGAGCCCAAGCAAAGUGCCAUCAUCAUAAUUGGAGUGAAGAUGGCUGGCUGGAAGAAAGGUCUUAUUGCAGUCUUUUGCCUCCUCUUCGUAAUGGCCAUCAUCCUCUUUCUUUUCUACAAAAAGCGUCUCCCCAAAUUAAAGAAAAGACGCACCGGCACCCUAUCAGUGAAGGCAGCCAGCACCAAAGUAGAGCGAAUGAGCCUCACCCAGGCAGAGGUCAACGAAGCCGCAAAUGCAACUCCAGGCAUGAUGGGGAAAAGUAUUUGGAGUGAACAUGUAUCAGGCUCGGAGUCUGAUGACAACUGUAGUACAAACACUCUAGAAAAGCCAGAAAUUCAGUACAAAGAGGAUCAGCUGCGACAGGCAGAUCCCAGCAGAGUUCCGGUGAAACAGGGCACAGACACAGUACACGGUGAAGUACGCAUCUCCCAGCAAGGUGUUCAAGAGCUGGCUGAUGCUGCGUCUGUGGAAUAUGCAGAACUGAAUCAUGAUACCAAUCACCAAAGCGACCCCAGUGACCACGGUUACCACAGUGACCCCAGUAACCAUGGUUACCACAUUGCCAAUGAUGACCAGCUAAAUGACAAUAGUGUUAGCAUUAACUGCGCUAACAACGAGGAAUGAAACCCUGACCAGAUACCAGGCGCAGCAAGAAUAUUUGUUCCCGUAUUUAUCCAGCUUGUUCAUGUGGCUCAGUCUUUGUGCUCAUAUGUUUUUUAUAAUGCUUUGGAAAAACAAUCCACACUGUACAUGUACUUGCUUUGUCCUUGUUGGCUAAAUACAUGGUUUUGUGAAAAAAGUCUCUCUAUUUUUGUCAAUUUUUUUAAUGAAAGAAGAAAACACAUUCAGAUGUGCGUCUUUUGAACUGUAAAGAGGUGUUUCUCAUCAGCUGAGCAGGGUCCUUGAACUCUUCAGUUGUCUGGUUUGGAGUACAUUCGGUCUUCACUGCUGUUUGCACAUCAGUGAUUUCAGCUUGAAGCACUAGAGGGCAGAGUUCAGGCGGCAGCGCUGCGUGGAAACUCAGUGCCAUCUGGCUGUGAUCCGCUUGAAUGUGAGAGAGGCUUUCACUGUUGCCUCCACAUCAGGAGAUAUCAGUUUCAUUUUCCAUUAUUUAAGAUUUAAUUGGAAUGAUAUAACAUGAAUCUAUUCAAGGUCUCCAUACAGCUGAUAUGUUUUUUUAGGUCAGUCAUCUUAUUAACACUGUGGGAAGUUAUGCAAAUGCCCAAGGCUUUGUUGAGAGCACAGCAGAAACAAAGCAUGCAUGCAGUAUGCAUUGCGGUGUUUGGACUCUAGUAUUUGGAAUAAGCUGUUAAUUUAUUUUUCACUCCUGGAAGAAAAUAAUGAGAGUCAAUAUCACUUUUGGAGCUACACCAGAUUUUUGUUUCAGCUUUUGAAAGCGCAAACAAAUUUAUUAAAA
Molecule: messenger RNA, 3290 nt
Organism: Haplochromis burtoni (Burton's mouthbrooder)
Lineage: Eukaryota; Metazoa; Chordata; Actinopteri; Cichliformes; Cichlidae
Gene: pecam1a
Product: platelet and endothelial cell adhesion molecule 1a
Exons: 15
Coding region: 116-2497 (793 amino acids)
Biological process (GO): cell surface receptor signaling pathway
Molecular function (GO): transmembrane signaling receptor activity
Source: RefSeq, a predicted model, not a curated record